UAGAAGACCAUGAUAGAAAUGAUACAUGACAGCACGUAUAUCGGCGAUAGUGUAUAUAAACCGUGGACUGCUCGAUAUUCUAUAUUAGAAUUACCAAAAAUAUUUUAACAAGCACGGACACAAUGGAUUCAUGGACAUGUAAUUACAAAUAUCUUAAGGACCUUUACGAGUUUCACAUGAUAAAAAACGAUGUCAAUCUUCGAGGCCCGGAGCCAGAGGUGGAAACACGCCGGCCGCAAACAUCAAUAGAGACUAGGGCCCCAAAGAAUCAAACUCAGCACUUUGAACGCAUAAGAGAGACAGUGAAGAGGGCCAUUGCUGCACAACAUACCUUCAUGAUAUGUGGUCGUGCACGUAUCAUUCGGGAUUGCCUUCUCAAUCGGGGUUGGUGCGAAAAACUUCAGCGAAAAAGUGGUCAACCUAUAGUCGGUGAACAACAACAAAUGGGCGUAGACUCUAAUUCAACGUUGCUUAUGGCUGGUAUCGGUGAUCUCAACGAGAUUCAAAACGAGCGACUACUCGUAUCAAAAAUGUUAACUAAUCACACCGUUGAUUUCCUGUGGAAUUCAAGCUCUGAGUGGUCUUGUUGGCCAUCGCAGGACAAUAAGACCACCAUAUUCAACAGGUUUAUCAAAGCCAAUUUCACUUCAAAGGUGGGCCUGUGCUCGAACGUUCGACAAAUGCACUGGUAUUAUGAAGCUGGCAUCGCCAAUAUUCUUUUUCCCCGCUGUUACAACAUAACACAAUCUGAACAAAUGCAUGCCUUUGUCGAGGACUUUAGGCUGACUGCAUGCUUGUCAUUACUCAAAUGGCUUGUUGACAAAGUUAAAAAUAACGGCGAGGAUUCCUUAAAAUCAGCAUGUGGUACAAUUCCACUUAGAGCUCUUGAUUUUGCAAUUGGUCGAUGCUGUGAUUUUCUGGGUAGUAAGUUGCACGAAGACAUUGAUCAAGAUCUCGAAAAAGUCUGGACUCAUCAGUGGGAGCAAUUUAUCGGCUGGUACUAUAAGCUCCUUCAUAAUCAUGCGCUCUUUAUUAUCACAAAUGUUUCAAUUAGUAAAUACUUUCUGGCGGCACGAUACAUUUUGAAAAAAGUUAAGAAAUUUUGGCCCCAACUCGAUAUGGAUGGCACUAUGAAUAUCUGGAUUUUGAAGCCCGGUAAUAAAAGCCGAGGUCGCGGUAUCAUCCUCAUGAACAAAUUGGAAGAUAUAAUUGCGAAAAUCACUCCGACUAAUAAGACUACGGAUACGCGCUUCGUCGUGCAAAAGUACAUUGAGAGACCCCUUUUAAUUUACAAUACUAAAUUUGAUAUCAGACAAUGGUUUAUCAUCACAAGUGCCCAACCUUUGACACUCUGGAUGUACAGAGAAAGUUAUUUACGCUUCUGCUCCCAAAAAUUUAGUUUAACUGAUUUUCACGAAUCAAUCCAUCUGACAAAUAAUGCAGUACAAUGUAAAUAUAAGAACAGCCCCGAUCGAGAUGUUUCUUUACCGAAUGAAAAUAUGUGGGACAUCGCUGCUUUUAAAGAGUAUUUAAAACUUCAGGGCGACGGAGAUGCUUGGGAUGAAUUAAUAUAUCCAGGUAUGAAACAAGGGCUUGUCGGAUCGCUUUUGGCAAGUCAAGAAGCAAUGGAUCGCCGAAAGAAUAGUUUCGAAUUAUAUGGUGCGGAUUUUAUGGUAAUGGAGGAUUUCUCGGUAUGGCUUAUCGAAAUUAACAAUCAUCCCGAUAUGAGCAAUUCCACAAGUGUUACUACAAAAUUAUGUCGCAAGGCUAUGGAAGAUACAGUGAAAGUGGUCAUCGAUUAUCGAAAAGACGCUAAUGCAGACACCGGUGACUUCGAGCUCGUAUAUAAACAAAAGCUCUCUCCCUGUCAAGCUUAUCUAGGCACCGGGCUCUCGCUCCACGGCACCCGUAUCGUCUUAGGAGAUAAACGUUCGAGUCUGGGUUCAACCAUGGCUUCGGUAUCAUUGGCUAAGCGAAAACCGAUCUUGCCGGGAUUCCCGGCAUUGUCCGCUCAGACCCCAAAUCGUGUCGGGCCAAUCCUCGUUGACCUUAUCGAGGAACUUGAACUCCAGCUUGAACAUGAAUUCUAUGAAUAUCUCAAACUAAGAUCAGCAAGUGGCUUAUCGAGGCAGAUUCUCCCUUCGGAUUUACCUACUUGCGAUAUCAACAGCAGUAUCGACCGAGAAUUUGAUUAUGUUGACAGCGAAACCAAUACUAUUACCAGAGGCAUCAAUCCUCCGAUUUCCAACUCUCAAACUACCCUCAAACCCCCUAUCGUUCAAUCGGCACUCAACACACAGAGGAAUGCUACAGGGAAAUUUUCAAAGAGCAAUUUAAAAAACUCGUCCAUAUCAAAAUCUGUAAAAUGUAAGGUAAAUACUUCUCAAGAUAAAAAUUCAGAAUUAUGUAUUUUAUCGCAAACAUCCAGCGUAGAUAUACAAAAAGAAUUGAAUAAAAUAAAAUCAUCAACCUCAAGAAAAACUGGAAAAUUAAAUCGCAUUAGCAAAUUAUCUGAAAAUAUUGUCGUCAAUGUUGGGUCGUUAGAAGCAAGUGAAAAUUCUACAAUAAAAUAUAAAAAAAUCUAUAAGAAAUCUCAAAAAAAUUUAAGUAGCAAAAUUAUCCCUUCAAUAUCCGGUACAUUCAUAUCAUCAAAUAAAGAAAAAGAUGUAAAAACAACAUUAUUAGAAGGAUCCAAAACUAACCAAAUUAAAAAACGUGUCUAUACAAUAAAUAAUCAAAUAUUUGACGAUGCAACAGAUAUGUAUGCCGUUGGACUUGCCGUGAACAAAUAACGAUAAAUCAAAUUCU
Ceratosolen solmsi marchali is the source of this 2808-nucleotide messenger RNA. RefSeq names its product tubulin glycylase 3A. Gene Ontology annotation, molecular function: protein-glycine ligase activity, initiating. Gene Ontology annotation, cellular component: axoneme; microtubule cytoskeleton. The transcript has 13 exons. The record is from RefSeq and is a predicted model, not a curated record. Bases 123 to 2792 code for a protein of 889 amino acids. Gene Ontology annotation, biological process: protein polyglycylation; cilium movement; cilium assembly. NCBI's taxonomy places the organism in Eukaryota, Metazoa, Arthropoda, Insecta, Hymenoptera, Agaonidae.